AUGUCUGACGACAACUUGGAGAUCAUUCGAAAGGUCCUUGAAGGAACCUAUGAUGAAUUACUUCAAACGAAUAAGGCUGAUGACUUUGUAACGGAUGAGACACGUGCAGCAGACCAAGCCAUUUUCGACAAGGUGCAGCGCUAUUAUCACACAUGCAUGGAUGAAGAUACCAUUAAUGAUUUGGGCCCAACGCCUUUAUACCCUCGCAUGGCUCAGCUAUUGAACACUAUAAAGUCUUGGGACAUCGAUUCUACUGAGGAUGAGGAUAUCUUUGAUGCCAAGGAACAUGCCAAAGGAUUGACCGAUAUGAUCUUUGAGGCUACUAUGCAAGCUUCGCAGCCGCUAAUUGCGAUUGGCGUAUCAGCUGACAACCAAAACCCCGAGAAACAAACAAUCCUUGUCACCCAACCCAGCUUGAUUUUGCAAUCCAAGCAGCAGUACGAAAACGAAAAGGCCAUGGAAUUAUACCGCAGCGGCGUGAAUGUGCUAUUGACUUCGGUGCUGGGCAAUGAUACUUGGGCCAAGCAGAUGCAAGAGGCUGGUAUUGAAGUCCGAGAGAAAGAAGAGAUCGAAGACAUGGUGAAACGUGUGGUGGAUUUCGAAGUCAAGUUGGCCAACAUCACAUUACUAAAUGAAGAGCUGCAGGAUCCAUACAAGACCUACAACCCAAUGAAGCUCUCCGAAUUGCAAUCAAAAUACCCGAUCAUUGAUUGGAAAUCGGUUCUUCAACGCAUGAUCCCCGAGGACAUGAAGGAGAUUCCAGAGCCACUUAUCGUUAUGGUGCCUUCCUAUUUGCAAGACUUGACACAGUGGUUCUCAAGCGGCGAGGUGUCUCUUAAGACCAUUAGAGAUUACUUUCUCUUGAAUGAGAUCUACGCUUGGGUCUAUGCGUUAGACACGCAUACUCGUCAGCUUGUCGAAAACUUUGUGGGUCGCAUUACCUCCGGUACUGUCAAGCUACUACCACGUUGGAAUACUUGUGUCUCAAAUACCAUGGGCUCAUUUGGCGAAAUCGUGGGUCGAUACUAUGUCAUGGCCAACUUUGGUGGCGAUGAUGCACGUGCCAAGGUUGAUGAGCUUGUCACUCUCAUUCACGAAUCAUGGCUGAAUCGUCUUGCUGAUGUGGAUUGGCUGGAUAAGGAGACGCGUGAGAGAGCCAUCAAAAAGGUGAACCAAAUCAAACAAAAGGUCGCUUACAGUACCGUGGUUCCGGAUGAUCGAUCACCUCAAUCGUUGAAAGACUACUAUGAGGAUGCACAUGUCACCGAUAGCUUUAUCGACUCUGAGUCAAGCAUUUUACAAUAUCAGCUGAAGCAAGCAUGGGAUAAACUUGGCAAGCCCACCGACAAGAAUGAAUGGAGCAUGACACCACCCGAAGUCAAUGCAUACUAUGCUCUUCUUUACAACGAGAUUGUUGUGCCCGCCGGCAUCUUGAGCUCUAUUGCUUAUGGUAAUGAUGCCCCCGCUUACAUGAACUAUGGUGCUAUUGGCAUGAUUGUGGGACAUGAAUUCACCCAUGCAUUUGACAACCAAGGCCGAAAGUAUGAUGCUGAUGGACGGCUUAAGCAAUGGUGGACCAAUGCAACCUCACAACAAUUUGAAGAAAAGACCCAGUGCUUUAUCCGCCAAUACAGCAAUUUCACUAUCACCGGGCCUGAUGGCAAGGAAGUUCAUGUUAAUGGCAAACUCACUCUUGGAGAAAAUCUUGCUGAUAAUGGUGGUGUUGCUGCUGCCUACACAGCAUUCAAACAAGCGUGGGAUCAAGGCCCUUUGGCCAAUGGCACCAAGGCCGAGCAUGUUAAGCUUCCUGGUAUUGAUUUAACACCCGAACAGCUGUUCUAUGUCAGCAUGGGUAGACUUUGGUGUAUCAAAUCUCGUCCUGAGAAGGCCAUAAGUCGAAUCUUCUCCGAUCCUCACUCGCCAGCCAAUGUUCGUGUCAAUGGUGUUAUGCAAAACUCAAAUACCUUUGCCGAAGCAUUCAAUUGCCCAGCUGGUAGCCCCAUGAACCCUGAGACGAAAUGUACCAUUUGGUGA
This is a messenger RNA of Lichtheimia ornata, 2034 nucleotides long. RefSeq lists its product as uncharacterized. The transcript has 7 exons. Gene Ontology annotation, biological process: protein processing. The coding region runs from base 1 to 2034 and encodes 677 amino acids. The record is from RefSeq and is a predicted model, not a curated record. Gene Ontology annotation, cellular component: plasma membrane. NCBI's taxonomy places the organism in Eukaryota, Fungi, Mucoromycota, Mucoromycetes, Mucorales, Lichtheimiaceae. Gene Ontology annotation, molecular function: metalloendopeptidase activity.